Molecule: messenger RNA, 759 nt
Organism: Lathyrus oleraceus (garden pea)
Lineage: Eukaryota; Viridiplantae; Streptophyta; Magnoliopsida; Fabales; Fabaceae
Exons: 1
Coding region: 1-759 (252 amino acids)
Source: RefSeq, a predicted model, not a curated record
AUGACAAGAAUAAGAGACUUUAUGGGGGCUCCAAGGGCGCCAGUUCGUCAAAAUCCAAUGCCUCCUCCUCGAUCGGAAACCCAAGUCCGACAAGAGGAAAUGACAGACGACAUAGUCGAACAAGAGUAUCAGGAGUUCGAACAUAUUCAUAGGGUGGCUCGAAGGCCUCCCAUGGUUUUGGUCAACAGAAACCAGGAUCCCGACCAUGUGGUCAGGCAGAUUCGACACGAGGUAGCUGUCGGGGAACAAAACCUAGAGACUAUCAUCGAACGAAUCAUAACACGAAAUAGAAUAAGCUCAGGCCUACAGCGGACGACUUACUCUUCACCCUUGUCAGACUUUAUCUUACAUACAGAACUGCCUAGGGGAUGGAAAGUCCUGAAAUUUACCAAGUUCAUUGGGGAUACUGAGGAGUCCACCAUCGAACAUGUUGCCAGGUAUCAGACUGGGGCUGGCGACAUAGCGAAUAAUGAGGAUUUGAAGUUAAAAUACUUCCCAAGUUCUCUUAUAAAAAAUGUGUUCACAUGGUUCACAACGCUACCUCCACAAUCGAUCCAAACGUGGACACAAUUGGAGAGAUUAUUCUAUAAACAAUUCUACAUGGGGCAGUCGAAGAUUAGCCUUAAAGAACUAGCCAACGUCAAACGAAAGAUUGCUGAGUCGGUUAAUCAGUACUUAAACAAGUUUAGACUGUUGAAAGCGCGAUGCUUUACUCAAGUCCCUGAGCAUGAGUUAGUUGAGAUAGAGUCAGAGGGUUAG